UCAGGAGGGCAUCCACCUUUCUUUGUUUCAGAACUGGUUUCAGGACGGGCUUAAGAAUCUACCCUACCACUUCGUUGGGUUGAGUUCUCUUAUAAAUUUCAGUUUAAGAUGUUCGCUCAAUUAUUUAAGUCUUGUUUUUCAACCGCUUCCGAUCCUGAAAUGGAUUUAGAUUGUCAUGAAAAGUGUGUAAUCGCCGCAAAGCGUGUAAUUUGUGAAGAGUCGCGUGAAGAGUCACCGGUACCGAGAAAAAAAAACGGUGUGAAUUGUUUGAUGUCGUUCCGUCGGUCAUCUCUCCAGCGGUGCCGGAAGUGAGUGGGAGAGAGAAGAGAGCGUCGUCAGAAGACAGUAUCAUAUAUGUGGGGUGUGAAACACUAACCCCAAAAACUAUAGAAAGGGAGCGCUUAAUUUUAAAAGUUAAGAAAAAUAAAGUGGUGGUGACUCCCCAAACUAUUACUGUAGCGGCGGAGGUGCACGCUCCCCCAAGCACUUCAAGUGACUACGUACCUGUUAUCGAGGAUAUCUCCGAGCCCGAAGACGGUACACCUGUGCUAACUUACUCCAAACCCUCUGUCGAGGAUGAAAUAUUAAAUAUCGCUGAUUAUAAAUGGGAAGAAAUUGAGAAACCCAUGACAGAGGUAAAAGUUUUAGAAAAAAAAAUAAUCUCGGAGUCACAGCCGUCACUCAAUACUGUAGUGGCGGAUGUUCUACAAAUCACAAAUAGCGAUGAAGCCCACCACAUCGCGUUUUGUGACGAUUUCAAAGGAGGGUUAGUGGCGGCUCUAGAACGCCAUCGGGACCGCCUCAAGAAUAGGUUGGACGAAAAUACCAAGGAUAGCGAUUUACUUGAGGAAGCUGUCCAGAAUAUAUUUUCGUAUGCUAAGAAAAUGAUGGAGGCAUUUCAUUUGGAAAAAACUCGCCUAAUCGUUGAUCUUAACAACACAAAAACUCUCCUAGCGAAUGCUGUAAAAUCAGAUUCUCGAGACUUAUUCAGCAAAAAUGCCGCUGGUGAUAUCCGGAGAUGCGGAAUGACGGAUGAGGGUGCAUAAAGCGGUAUAUAUUGUAUUCUACCCCGUAGGCGGCCCCCUGCAACCCUGUAUAGUUAGUAUGCAUGAUUUUUAAAAGUGUAUAUAUUGAAUCAUAGUUUGUAUUUAUGUUUAUUUUUAGUUAG
Molecule: messenger RNA, 1168 nt
Organism: Diabrotica virgifera virgifera (western corn rootworm)
Lineage: Eukaryota; Metazoa; Arthropoda; Insecta; Coleoptera; Chrysomelidae
Exons: 3
Coding region: 627-1046 (139 amino acids)
Source: RefSeq, a predicted model, not a curated record